AUGCCUCCAGAUCUCGUCCGCGCUCACUCGCAGGGCAGUGUAGUGUCCCAGACCACACAAAUUGCCCCUCAGAGCCGACCAGGGACUGCAGACCCUAUACGAGCACGCUCGGAGGCUGUCUCGCGGGCUAGCCGCCGUCCUCGGUCCAGAGGCUCGACUGCAAGCAUUCACUCAAGCACCACCCAACAAACGCAGGAUCAGCACCUUGACGGAUUCCCCCAGUUAAUCACCUCGCAAGCCGGAACCGGUCAACACGUGUUCAAUAAUCCGGAGGACAUGCUCAUGCGAUUCGGGCAUCAGCUGUCACAUCAGCCAAGCGCUGCACCAUUAGAUCAAUCGAUCCAAGACACCGUGAUGUCUCGAGCGGACGACUUUCCAAAUCACCCAAUGCACAGCCACACGGUAUCCCAUCACUCAAUACAGUCGGACAUUCCAAAUGGUCUUCCAGGUGUUUCCGUCCCUCAAUAUCAGCCGAUAUAUGAUAGUGGUGUGGAGAAUCAUCUGCCUGAUCACAUCGUCGAAGAUCAAGAGCCAUCGGGACAGGUUGGGAAAAAGAAACGGGGAGCUAGCUCGACUAUCGCAAAUGACAACGAGUUGCGAAAGCUGCUCCGCCAGUUUGAGGGUUGGACUCUCAAGCAAAUGGCGGCCGAAGUUAUGAAAAAUGAGGGUGCUGGGGGCAAGGCCGAGAAAGUGAAGCAGGUCUUCGCGAUGAUCUGGCUGAGAGAAAAUUGCCGCAAGAGUAGCGGCUCAGUGCGUCGCGAUCGAGUUUACUGCUGUUAUGCAGAGAAUUGUGGCACGGAACGAGUUUCAGUAUUGAACCCGGCGUCCUUCGGGAAGUUGGUUCGUAUCAUCUUCCCUAACGUGCAGACCCGGCGUCUUGGAGUCCGUGGCGAAUCAAAAUACCACUAUGUCGAUCUGUCGGUUAUCGAGGAAAAGCAACUAAAGCUUGCGCCGCUCAAUCCACAAGUUGUCCAGCAUCCAAAUGGUCCGGUUUCCAUACCGUCCAGGCCGGCCAGUGCCAUACGCUCUCGAAGCACCAGCAUACAUCAACCGACUGCCGACACUGCGGUGUUCCCCUCUCCUACAACAUCCUUUGCUCCUCGGUUCCCGAACAGUCAAUCCCCUUCAGACUGUAAUUGUCAAGGCACCACCGCAUCCCACCCAGAUGCAACGAUCACCCGCGAGAAUGUGGCCCAGCAGGCUGGGAAGAUGAUCCACCAGAUGCUCCAGUUCCCAAUGGAUGAGCAUCCUUUGGUUGAUAACGAGACUCUUCAACUUCCUGACAUCCGAGGCUAUUUGCCAGUAAACACGGAUUUGAAAGUUGCAGCAGCUCUCGCAGCUCUAUAUCGUUCCCACUGUAUCUCGGUCAUCGACAGUUUCCGGUACUGCAAGGAAAGAAAUCUCAUGAAGUAUUUCUCUGCAUUCCAUGGAACAUUGACUGUUCCUGUUCAAAAGUUGCUGACCCACCCCAAUCUCGCUCCCUGGAUCAAGGAAUGUGAUUGGAUGAUGUACCAGAAGAUGAUUGCAUUUGUGGCACCUUUGACAACCCAGGUGGUCCCUAAGCCUGUUUUAGAUGCUUUCAACUCCAUUUCACAACGGCUUUGCGGGCACAUCACCGAGACCUUCAAGACCCAACCCACCCACGUUUCCCUGGCACGCUUGAUCCCUGCACAUAUCUUCUGUAAUCUGCUCAAGCACAUGCUUGAUGUGAAUCAAGCUGCCAAUGCUGCUGCUGCCUGGCUUUGCCAUCCCGAUAACCGGAACCAGAUGUGGACCGACUUCAAAACCAUGGUCAACCCUAGGGAUAUGAUGACCAAGGCAAACAUUCCCACUUGUGCUGAACCAGCGACCGAGCAAAUUCUUAAGCAUGACAUACGUGCUCUCUUGACUCCGUUGACGGAUGCCGACCCCUCAGCUAGCUUAUCCUUUUUCACUACACCUGAUACCGCCGAUUCUGCUGCCGCUCAUCAGUUCCCGGUGGAGAAUGCGCCGGGAGACGAGUACAACUUCCCUGACAAAUGGGUCCAAUUUAUCCUCAAUAUUCCUGCUGCAUUUGCCAACCAUCGCACCCAAUGCGUUAUUGAGAAAGUUGAUGCCUUGUGGGAUAGCGUAUUGCACAGACUCACCCUGGCUGGUGCCCCUAGCUUCAGUGCAUGGUGGAUGACAAAAGUCUUCUUCCAUGAAAUGAUGGUUUGGCAAGCCGAGAAGGGCGGUUUCAUGCGCAACACUCCCGGAUCAUUGCAAAAUGCAACGUUUGGCUCGGAAUCCCUCGGCAAAUUCCAGAUGAGAGCGGCAUCUACUUCUGAGGCAUCCCCAUUCAAUGUGUCAAAUGAUUCCCAAACCAAACCCAAUCGUAGCCCUCCCGUGGUUCACAACGACCAUCACGCUCAAACCACAAGCCAACACCCAGACUUCAAACAUCCCUCAAGUGAGAAGCGGCUAUCCCUUCAAGAGGCAGCCUUUCAAGCCCACAAUAAUGAUGACAGCGCCAUCGAUCUUGAGGAUGAUACAAUGUUGCUGGCGGUUGGUAAAUAUGAGAACAUGAUGGUCUCCGAUCCUGCAGACGCCGAGGGUGAUGUGGUGGUCAUCUAA
Messenger RNA from Penicillium paradoxum, 2592 nucleotides. Its product is annotated as RFX family transcription factor. Gene Ontology annotation, molecular function: DNA-binding transcription factor activity, RNA polymerase II-specific; RNA polymerase II cis-regulatory region sequence-specific DNA binding. The transcript has 4 exons. Gene Ontology annotation, biological process: regulation of transcription by RNA polymerase II. Bases 1 to 2592 code for a protein of 863 amino acids. The record is from RefSeq and is a predicted model, not a curated record. NCBI's taxonomy places the organism in Eukaryota, Fungi, Ascomycota, Eurotiomycetes, Eurotiales, Aspergillaceae.